Calypte anna (Anna's hummingbird) is the source of this 1497-nucleotide messenger RNA. RefSeq names its product endothelial cell surface expressed chemotaxis and apoptosis regulator (gene ECSCR). Gene Ontology annotation, biological process: negative regulation of angiogenesis; positive regulation of endothelial cell apoptotic process; positive regulation of proteasomal protein catabolic process. The record is from RefSeq and is a predicted model, not a curated record. Gene Ontology annotation, cellular component: plasma membrane; cytosol. Bases 163 to 894 code for a protein of 243 amino acids. The transcript has 12 exons. NCBI's taxonomy places the organism in Eukaryota, Metazoa, Chordata, Aves, Apodiformes, Trochilidae.
CAAGCACAGAAUCCUCACCAGACUGAUGGUGAGGUUUCCUUUGCCGUCGGAAGCUGUGUGAGAGUCAGCCCAGGCAGGCAGGCAACUCGCUCCUCACCCUCUGGUCCCUCCCGGGAUGGACAGAGCCCUCACAGGGCUGCAGAUCCACAAGCAGCUGGGAAGAUGCUGGCUCCCUCCCUCCAUCCGCUCCUCUGCCUCCUGGGCUGCGUGCUCGUCCCAGGUACCACAGCCUCCACAAACUCCUCUGUCCAUGCUGUAACAGGUCAAUCCCAAUCAACCACAUACAGCCCUGAAGUAAAGAACCACAGCUCAGAGCCUUCACUAAUGGCAACACCAACAGGCAACUUGAACCUCACCUCUGUGGAUCACAUUACCACAGCCAAAUUCUCUUUGGUUGCUACAACACUGCCAGCAUCCAUUGUGCAAAAUGAAAAGCCUACUGAAAGCAGAAGCACAGCAGUUUCAUCAUCUCAAGGUCAGGAGCCCAGGAGAAGUGAGAGUACCACCACAUCAACAACUCCAAGUGCUUCCUCCCUUCUCCCAUGGAGAGGCACCUCAAAGCCAGUCACCUCAACAGCAAAGACCUCUGGCUACCUGCCUGUGCCCACUCCCACAGAUGAUGGAUCACCACUGACAGUGGCAGCUUUUGGUGUCAUCAGCUUCAUAGUCAUCCUGAUUAUCGUCGUCAUCAUUCUGGUCGGUGUGGUCAGCCUGAGGUUCAAGUGUAACCACUCCAAGGACUCAGAAGACAAACAGAAGCCAGGGACCUCCAUGGUGUCAGAGAGCUGCUCAGCAAGCACAAGCCAGAAGGACAACUGCAUCACUCUGAUCUCCAUGAAGAACAUCAACAUGAACAACAGCAUGGGCUACCCUCCAUCAGAAAAGGUGCUAUGAAGCCAGGGACCCUGAGCUUGAAGCUGAAUGUGACAACCAGCAGGUUCUGAGGUUCUUUAUAUCCUUUUCCCUUGGGGAAGAGCAAGGGUGGACUUUAUAGAUAAAUUAUUAUGUCCUUUCUGAUCAAUACUUUUACAGUAGCAUCCCACAUAGCUUCCUCACCUGGGGUCUAGGGGCAUUCUCCAGCCAUGCUCAAUGGUUAUCUGUUUUUUUUUAAUAUGCCUUCAAAUCCUCAGAUUAUGCCAGCAGCAAGAAGCACCAAGGAGCCAUGGACUUUGCUAAUAAACUGCUGCCUUAGAUUAAGGACCCUUAUAGUCCCUGCCAGCCAGUCACAGGCUCAUUAACCAGCACAGCCCCACACAGGGUCAAAACCCUGCAUUAGGAAAGCACCACCACCACCUGAAGCUGAGAGCCUAAUGGGACAGAAAUGGCCAAGGACUGGGACACAUCCCAGCACCACUGCUCCAAGCCCCUUAUCCUUGAGGGCCUCCUUGUCCCUGCAGCAGUGGGGGUGAUGAUAUCCACCUACCUCACAGGGUUGUUGUGAGGAUAUGUUAACAUCUGUAAAGCGUGGGGAGAGCCAUGAAUUAAAGGUGCUGCUGA